Molecule: messenger RNA, 4511 nt
Organism: Linum trigynum
Lineage: Eukaryota; Viridiplantae; Streptophyta; Magnoliopsida; Malpighiales; Linaceae
Source: the annotation of a GenBank genome assembly
AUACCACUAGACCAAAUGCCCUUUCAAUGAUUGUGCAUUGUGUUAGAUGUUCAAUUCCUAGACUUGUGGUAUGGUAAAUGGAGAACGAAUUGGGCUCGUAGCUCUAGGUUUGUAAUGCGUUAUGUUGUUCGUUCCACCACUCGGCUCUUGCUAACACUUUCUUGCUAAAUCCCUUCUUUCAGAGUAGUUGAUCUCCCGCCGGUGAACAGCGGGCGGCGGCGAUCUUAGCUUAGAGUGGUCUCAGUUUCAUACUCAUCUUUUUCUUCCUAAUAGGUUGGUUGCGCAUGAUUUACGCUCGCUCGUACUACCAGGGAAACAAUGUUCUUAGUUUGGUCUUAGUUUGGUUAACGAAUCAUUGUAGUAAUACUGAAGGUAAUCAGACAUUGCUGGUUUUUAUGGGAUGGUAUGGUACUCGACUCGACACUUGCUCUGUUUCCUUGACUCUUCUUUAAUAUGUGAACCUCUCAUUUUCCUAACUUCUAGCUAGGGACCCUUUAGAAGGGGAGUGAGUGACCCUCUGGAGUUUGAUUGGAGCUACACCUAAUUUGAAGGUGAUAUCCCAACUUGAAAUUGCCAUUAACCCAAUAUUUAUGGCCAUAAUCCUCUUUUCAAAUCAUAAAGUUUGGAAAUUAACCAGAAAUAGAAAAAGAAUAAAACGCCCACCGACGACUACGAUAUAGCAAUUAGCAACGCUCCCUGAAAGAGAGAUCUAGUGCUGCCCUGGCAACAGCUCAACUCCAUAAUCCAAAUCGAGAGCUCAAAUUUUUUCGGAAAUUAAGAAAGGAAAAUCUCUUUUUGUAAAAUUUCUCACUCACGCCACCAUCCACAUCUCAACUCCCUCUUUCCUUUGCUUCGAACCAAAGCUUCAGCCUUUUGCUCCAUCCAUCCGCGUCAUUUCUUCUCCAAUUUUCCCGACCUCCCAUUUCCCCGUUCACCGCCAUCAAUCGAUAACUGCGAAAAAGCAGCUUCCAUUUCAGCUGGGCGUGGAUCUCGAUCUCUAUCUCGCGGCGGCUACUGGAGAGAUUUCGCUUCCGAGUAAGUGAACUCCUUAAACCCAACUAUCUUUUGCAAUUUUUCUCUUCGUUUUGCUUAAUUAGUUUCAGAAAUUUGUGUUUGUGUGGGUACCCAUUGCUGAAUCUGAGCGGACUGAGCUUGGGUUUCCUUUUAUCUUGUGGAUUGUAAUAAAAAAGAUCUGAUUUUGGGGAAAUUUGGUGUUUUACUGGCGAGAUUUUUUGUAGGGUUUGAGUGAGAACUCAUGAAGGAAGCAGCGACUCCUUCCACUGAGCCAAUUGGGCAGAACCUCAUCAAGUUGAUAAGCAAUCUGUGCUUCUCAGUCUUCGUCUUCACUGUUCUGAUUUUCACUGUUAUUGCAAUCACCUACCAACCUCCAGAUCCAUGGCUGGAAUCAGCUCCAGCUCUCACCAAAUUCUUCACCCAGAGCGAGAACGCCACUUUCCAGAUCGACAAUUCCAUCUUCAAAACCGGCGAGGAUAUACAGACUGUGAGUAUUAGUGCUCCUGCUGCUCUCCCUUCGACGGGGAUCACAGAGGAGGUGAUCGAGAAAUCCGAAGCCAAGAUUGAGAUUGAGAAUGAAAAUGCUUCUACUACUCUGCAAUCCUCGGGCUGUGAGGAUUCAAACCUUGUCAAUUGCUCCGAUCCCAUGGUUCUGAUUGCAGUCGAGAGGUUCAAUCUAAAGCGUUUCAAGACCAACAUUGUGUUCUUGGACUAUCAGACUCCCGUUAAUGGCUCGAACCCCGAUGAAUGUGAUGUCUCCUGGAGGUUUCGUAACAAGAAGGAGAAGUCAUGGAGGAAGUACAGGGAUUUCAGGCGGUUCAAGUUUGGGUAUGGGGAUAAUUGCACCUACGAGAUUGUCCACGCGAAUGGCUGGCAUUCGGGUCUCAAUGCCCGUCGGCCAAGAGCUGCUACUAGACCUAGUGGUCGAACCAGGCCAAGAGUUGCUCCACCGGUUCGUGACGACGAGAUAAACGACACCAUCCCAACCCUAGGGUCAGACUUGAAUUUCAGGAAAGGGAAGUACUUGUAUUACUCAAGAGGAGGGGAUUACUGCAAAGGGAUGAAUCAGUACAUGUGGAGCUUCCUAUGUGGAUUAGGAGAAGCAAUGUACUUAAACCGAACAUUCGUGAUGGACUUGAGCUUAUGCUUAUCAGGUAGCUACAACCCUAGUGGGAAGGACGAAGAAGGGAAAGAUUUCCGGUACUACUUUGACUUUGAGCAUCUCAAGGAGGCAGCAUCGAUUGUGGAAGAGAGUGAGUUUUUGAGGGAUUGGAAGAAAUGGGAUCGUUCACACAAGAGAAAGAUCCCAGUGAGGAAGAUCGUGACUCAUAAGACAACACCAAUGCAACUGAAGAAAGAUAAGAGCAGUAUCAUCUGGAGGCAGUUCGAUUCGCCCGAGCCUGAGAACUAUUGGUACAGAGUAUGCGAAGGUGAAGCUUCCAAGCACGUACAGAGGCCAUGGCACGCGAUUUGGAAGUCCAAGAGGCUGAUGAACAUAGUGAGUGACAUCAGUGGGCGUAUGGACUGGGAUUUCGAUGCGGUUCAUGUGGUUCGAGGUGAGAAAGCAGUGAAUAAAGAACGAUGGCCACAUCUAGAUUCUGACACGUCCCCAGAUGCCUUGGUGGAGAAGGUUCAAAAGAUGGUUCAGCCAUGGAGGAACUUGUACGUGGCGACGAACGAGCCGUUCUAUAAUUACUUCGAUAAGCUGAGGUCACACUUUAAGGUGCAUUUGCUGGAUGAUUACAAGGAGAUGUGGGGGGAAACAAGCGAUUGGUUUAACGAGACGAGGGAAUUGAAUGGCGGGAGGGCAGUGGAGUUCGAUGGGUAUAUGAGAGUUGCAGUGGAUACUGAGGUGUUCUAUAGGGGGAAGACUCGGGUUGAGACAUUCUAUAAUUUGACGAGUGAUUGCAAGGACGGGAUUAAUACGUGCUGACUGGAACCAGGUUCAAUUCAAAUAGCUUCUUCCCACUUGAGAGUAGAAUGAUACCCUGUUGAAUUAUAUCGGCGAGGCAUUUUGUUCUUGUAUUGAUUCUGUUAGUUCAUUUGUUUGUGUGGAUGAAAACUGGGGAAAAGCCUCUGCUCCUGUGAUGUAAAUUUCACCUCUUGUUUUGGCCUAUGGUUCUAGUGAAUGGAGGAUAUCUAUUGUUUGCCACUUUUAGUGACUGGGGUCCUCCAUUUCUAUUGGGUUUCAGUAAACGAUUCUGAUCUGUGACUGAAUAGCAGGUCUCUGGUGAUAUACUCAGCACGGUGCAUUUGGUUGCAAGCGGGGGAUCUGUGUUCUUGUCUAUAGGUCUUGCUGGCUGCAUCAUAUUCGCUUCCUGUUUAGUAUCCUUGGAAUUCAACUCCAUCGAUUGUUUGGAAAGGGUUACAUCAUGGCCCUGACAGAACAAUUUUACCUAUGUAUCAUAUGAGAGUUUUAGGGUGGUGCAUAGCAUAAUACGUGAAUAUUUGAUGAUCGGAAUCGAAAGUAAUGUCAAAGGACCAUGAGGGCAAUGAUGAUGAUGAGAGGAGGAGGAGAACACACUAAUUUAUUUUCAACUCCCAUGCGUGAAGCCAACUGUACUUUACCAGGACCAUGAAGUGUAUAGAGUGAACGGUUAUGUCCAUUUGAGAUAAUUGUACACUAGAUAGAGAGAAGGGUAGAAUGGCAAGCUGUUCUGAGCGAGAUCACUGGAAGAAGAGCAACAUUACAUACCUGGUUCUGGUUGAUCAUGAUCGGAGAGUUGAUAAGAGAAUCGGGAAGCCACAAACGCAGGAGGCCAUAACCGUGAUAGUGGGCUUCGGCCGAGGAGAGGAACCUUUAGGCUUGCUUUUGGGGUUUGAAAACUUGAAAGAGACAUGGUUGAGAAGCCUCCGUGGGCUUUCUUUCUUACAAGUCCAAUUAUGUGCUGCCUUGGUAAUAUUACAAUUCUUAAUUGGAUCCAUCAGUUUGAGUUCGGUUAGUCGGUCAACCACCCUCUCUCGUUACCUUUCUGAAACACCGACCAUCUCCACUAAUCUUCAGUUUUCGGUUAACCAAUAACUGACAUUUAUCGGUUAUAAUUCACAGUUAUCCACUAACCGAAAACCGAAUGACCAGCUCUAGUUUUUUGUGUAUAGUCUCGAAGUUUGUUUGACAUUUUGAUUCAAAUUUUUGAAGACACUUUUUUUUUUAAUACACAUCAUCACUUAUACGGAAAAUGACAAGUAUUUGUUUUGAAGAUUGAUGAUGCGAAAAUGUUGUGCGAUAAUGUGAACAGUAGUUGGUGGAUUCAAUACUUGUUUGCGAUAUAAUAUUAGAGUAUAGAUAUUACAAGUGGAUUUAUGUUAUACUUAUACUAUAUUAUAUUAUUGUUGCACAUGUAUUGUGUAGGAGUUAUAAUCUCUAUAAAAACCAUAUAAAUUAGAGUAUUUUUCCCAAUUACAUUAACGUUAUUGUAAAAGCCUAUUCAUGUACCUUUUGUUUUUUAGCAUGUAGAAACCAUUUGAGGUUUGAGUAACAAAAACAUCCAAUUCUC